UAACAAUUUUAAGGACAAUGAAGGCAACUUCAAGAAAUCACUCAUCACAGAUGUGCCCGGAUUGCUAAGUCUAUAUGAAGCUUGUCAUUUAAGGUGCCAUGGCGAUGCUAUUUUGGAAGAAGCACUUCCUUUUGCUAUAACUCACCUUGAGUCAAUUGAUGAAAUGAAAGUAAGCACUAGUCUCGCGAAACAAGUGAGUCAUGCCCUAAAGCAGCCACUUCGCAAAGGUUUGCCGAGACUUGAGGCAAGGUGUUAUAUUAUACUCUACCAAGAAAAGCCUUCACAUGACGAGGUAUUGCUCACCUUGGCUAAACUAGAUUUCAACUUACUGCAAGAGCAACACCAGAAGGAACUCGGCGGGAUUACAAGGUGGUGGAAGAAUAUAGAUGUUGCAAGGAAGUUCCCAUUUGCUAGAGACAGGAUUGCGGAGUUGUUCUUCUGGAUGGUGGGAGCAUAUUUCCAACCGGAGUUUGCAAUGGCCAGAAAUAUACUUACCAGAGUGACUGGACUAAUUUCCAUUCUCGAAGAUAUUUAUGAUGCUUAUGGCACAUUGGAGGAACUUGGACCCUACACCGAAGCAAUUGAGAAGUACGUCAUCCGCAUUCUUUUUCUCGAACUUCUGAAUUUGAUCAAGUAUGUGUAGAGUAAGUGCGUCAAUUAUAAGGAAUCGAACUCAGGUGGGAUGUUGAUGCCAUGGAUGGACUACCAUAGUACAUGCAAGCUCAUUAUAAGGAGCUUCUCAAUCUCUAUGAUGAAAUUGGGAAUGAUCUAGCCACAAAAGGAAGAUCAUACCGCCUUGCCUAUGCAAAAGAAGCCAUGAAGAAGCAAGCGAAAGGGUACUUUCAUGAAGUCAAAUGGUUCCAUUCCGGCUACACACCAACACUAGAGGAAUACAUGCCCCUUGCAUUAUUAACGACGGGAUAUGAAGCAUUAUCGAUCACAGCACUUGUAGGAAUGGGCGAUGUGGUUACAAGAGAUGCUUUUGAAUGGUUGCUCAGUGAUUGCAAGAUUUUGAGGGCUUCACAAAUCAUAUGUAGGUUCAUGGAUGACAUUAGUUCUCACAAGUUUGAGCAAAAGAGGGGACACGUAGCAUCUUCGGUGGAGUUGUUGAUGAAAGAAAAUCGCAUCUCGGAGCAAGAAGCUGAGGAGGAACUCCAGAAACGAGUUGUUGAUGCAUCCAACCGCAGGCCCAAUGUCGGUUCUCACCUUGAUUCUCAAUCUCUCACGGGUGAUCGAUGUGUUAUACACCAAGGGAGAUCAUUACACCCACUCCAAGACUAAGCUCAAAGAGCAUAUCACAUCACUCUUUGUUAGUCCCCUGCCGAUUUGAAAUUUGAACGAAAUAUCAUUACACCAAUGUUGUAUUGAAAAUAAAGGGUCUAUCAAUCAUGCCUUUGAACUCUCUAUUAUUCUAGAAUGCAUGAGGAAACAUACUUUCAAAA
Messenger RNA from Eucalyptus grandis, 1442 nucleotides. Its product is annotated as probable terpene synthase 2. Gene Ontology annotation, molecular function: magnesium ion binding; terpene synthase activity. Lineage: Eukaryota; Viridiplantae; Streptophyta; Magnoliopsida; Myrtales; Myrtaceae. The record is from RefSeq and is a predicted model, not a curated record. The coding region runs from base 715 to 1281 and encodes 188 amino acids. The transcript has 4 exons.